CCGCCCCGGGCCCCGCUUCCCGCCGCGGCAGGAAGGAAGGACGAGCGGGCCUCGGCGCUGGUGCUGCCGGCGCGGACCCACAUUUACGUUGAUCAUUGGAGAAAACUCCACAGGUGAUGGAGGACUCACUGCAUGAAGACUCUCAGCCAUGGUAUAAUCAACAAGUAUAUGCAAGAUACUGGAAGCAUUACAAUCAAGCCAUGCAUUGGAUGUACAAGCACAAAAAUGCCUACAGGAAAGCCAUGGAGUCCUUUUAUCAUCUGUCAUGGUAUCCAUCCGAAACCUUUCCUUCAAGCCGUUACUCAGAUUGGGAUGGAGGCAACCCAUCGGAUGCUGACAACUAUUCUACUUACGCUUCAAACAGCAGAGCGCGAUACCCUUCCUGGUCCCAGCAAUACCCAGGUGCCCAUUGCAGUUCUGGAGUGAGCAAGGAUAUGGGCAGGGAUUCUGAAAUGGAGAAGGAUUCUGAGUCUGAAGAGGAGAUAGAAUGUGACCUGAGCAACAUGGAGAUCACAGAGGAGCUCCGCCAGUAUUUUGCACAGACAGAGGCACACAGGCAGGAGUUACGGAAGCAGCAGCAGCUUGAAGCCGAGCACCAGGCCAUGUAUGUCGAAGCUGAUCAUGACCUGCACCUAACAACACGACGUUCGGUACAACCCCCUGCAGAAAGACCCGGGGAGAGACGUAUGGCUGAAAUGAAGAAACUCUAUGGUGUGGGUGCGGCCAAAAUCCAAGCCAUGGAGACUGCCAUGCAACUUGCCUUUGAUAGGAACUGUGAUAAAAAGCAGCCCAAGUACUGGCCUGUUAUCCCCCUGAAACUGUGAGCUGUAUCAUCUUCUGUACUAGCAGUCCAGCGCUGCAGCUGUGGGUGCCCAAUCAGGCUACAUAGCUCAAUGAAUGAAUCAGGGGUCCUCACUUGUUCUCCUUUCCCCUCCUGCCAAACACACUCCCCCUCUUCUUUUUAAUCUGUCUACCAGAGUUUUCAGAACCUAUAGCAUCUCCACAGGGAAGUCCUAAAUUAUUGAUUUGUACUGUAGGGAUAGUGAAAUUUUACUUCUUUUAAAAUAUAUAUUUCACUAAUUUAAUGUUGGUCUGCCUGGACCAUGCUUGCAGGAAAUGCAAUAGCAUUUGUUUGCACUUAGUGAGCUGGGAAGACUGUUCAGCAACACAAAAAUCUCUACAAAUGAUCCACUUAUUUAUUAUUUUUAAUAUAGUAGCCUUGAGAUCCAUUUUAACACAGUACAGCUUGAAGUGUUGUGAAUUCUGAACCCUCAUCCUUGAUUUGGGGAUCCUGCAGUCAAUUGGCCAAGG
Molecule: messenger RNA, 1311 nt
Organism: Terrapene triunguis (Three-toed box turtle)
Lineage: Eukaryota; Metazoa; Chordata; Testudines; Emydidae
Product: gem-associated protein 8
Exons: 4
Coding region: 117-824 (235 amino acids)
Biological process (GO): spliceosomal snRNP assembly
Cellular component (GO): SMN complex
Source: RefSeq, a predicted model, not a curated record